AUCUGAACGACAGGUGUAAGGACCAAGGACGGUGGUUCAUGGCGGUGUAAUAGCCGGUACGAAACUGUAUAUCGCGUCCGCAGACCGCCGCAGCAGGCACGCAAUUCCCAUAUUGCGCCGCAUCCACCGCUCUCGGUCUCGCCCCAAGCAUGAAUAGCGCGAAUGCAUCCGAGAGUAGCAGCGCACGCGGUCAGGCGGCGCAAGCGCAAGCCGGCACUCUUACCUUCGCGAUGGAUGCACAAGAGGGAACGGAUCUUAUAGGUGCCGAAGAAGUCGCGCAGCUCAGGGAGCAUGUUGCAUUCCUGGAUGCACGACUCCAGCGAGUCGAAGAUGAGGCUGCCGCGCGGACAGAGCAAUUGCUUCAAAGACUCACUACUCUCGAGCAAGAUUGGAGCCUCAUCCGAAUAUUGAUGGCCAGUCUCAGCAAUGGCAAUGGUCCUUCUGGGACACAAAGUCUUUCUCAUAUUCAGGGAGUUCAAACAGGAAACGGCCUGCUUUCACCUUCGGUAUCGGCGAUCGCAGCAGUCGCAGCAGCAGCUGUCAACGCGACCAAUUCAGGGUCGUCGGGACGCCCGCUUCGGAAACGCAGCAGGGCAUCCAUGCCGACCCCCCCAGCUGGCAACCAGUCGCAUCAGCAGUCCAGCAGUCAGAAUGGGCCGUCGACCACGACCACACCCCAGUCUUCCAUGCGAGAUUCUCCCAGUUCUACACGUGCAUCCGGCACCAACAAGAAACGCACUGCAUUCACUGCGGGCUUUGAGUCUCCUUUCAGCGGAGUCAACGCGCAUAUUGCCAAGGCAGCUCACCUUUCGCAGCUGGCUACUCGCCGGUCUAUGAAUGCGAUCAAAACCGGUCAGAACCCAGGGGAUGUGUUGGAUGCUGCGAAUUUCCGGAGCACAUCCAAUCUGCAACCACUUCCGGGCCCUUCGUGGUCGAUCACAAGGCAGACCGCUAGCUUGCAAGGCUCCACUGCAGCUUCUGGCUCUUACACUGCCGUGGCUGCUGGCCAGGGCAGCUCGUCAGAGGUGGGAAGGCCUGCGGCCGAAGCAGGGCUGGUAUUGCCAGGGACCGCUUCCUUUGGUGGGGAACAGGUGACGGCAGCCUUUGCAGCAUCGCCCACGAAUGUUGCCUCAGAGCGGUCUCGCCGGCGUCCCGAGCGCAUAUCCAACGGCUCAACAGACGGACAGGCUGGCGGCAGUGCGCAGGGAGGCGAGAGAUCCAAUGCCACGCCGCCUCCACCACCCGCUGCAAACACCUCGACCGAUGCUUUCAGAGCAACAGUCUUGAGUGAAACAGCGUCCCACCAGGAACAAGACACUGAUGAAAACGAAGAGUCUGACCGAGCUCUCCAAGUAGCGGCUGCAGCGGCAGCGGCGGCGAUAGGGCAAGAGGCAGGACGUGCGUCUGAAGAUGCAUCCACAAGCUAUGCAGGCGCCGCCGACACACCUAUUCAAGCAUCCCAAGGCGAUCAUUCCAUCGUUCUCGACGAAUUUGAAGAACUACCGAUUCCUCGAGUCAACACCGUCCCUGAAGUCAUUGCGCAAUGGGAGAAUGGCGAUGCGCGCGUUGGGAUGAAGCCUCUGAAGAUCUGGACGCCAAGGAUGAUCAAUCAUCCGCGGUAUCUCUCGACGUACGCGGAUCGCAAGCGCAUCGUUGAUGCGUACCAGAGGGCGGGCGGUACGCUGCAGGCCUUCUACAAGCGGUACGGCCAUGACAAGCCGCUCAAAGAGUACAAAAUCCUUAUUCAGGCCAUGGGCAAGCAAGAAGGGAUCGUCAAGGCAAGGCAACGAUCCAGAAAGUCGGCAUCAAGCUCCACUGACAAGGCAGCGGGCUCGCCUUCCCAGAAUGCACCCAGCGAGCCUCAGCGCCAGGUGCGCCAACGAGCCAGCGGAAGGGCCUCAAGUCGUGAAGGAGCUCCGAGUGCGCAGACCGGCGAAAGCAGCGGGGAUGCGAACGACCGGUCCACAUCGACCUCCGGAGUAGAUGACGCGAAUGCCGAACUCGCGGAUGCUAACACCUUUUCAAUAGUUGACGCGAUGGUAGAUCCGAACGCUCAGUGACCAAGUCUACAUUUCUGCUCCUCUUCUGCUUCUGCCUCUGUAAUUUAGCCUCUCUUGCAAACGUAACGUACGCAUGC
Molecule: messenger RNA, 2137 nt
Organism: Tilletiaria anomala UBC 951
Lineage: Eukaryota; Fungi; Basidiomycota; Exobasidiomycetes; Georgefischeriales; Tilletiariaceae
Exons: 1
Coding region: 150-2060 (636 amino acids)
Source: RefSeq, a predicted model, not a curated record